UGUCGAGCCAUACUCGUCCUAUUAUCGAACGGACGGCUCUUAAACUGCGGGGACAGCAGGUAACGAUGUCGUCGUCGUCGUCUUCUCCUUCUCGAAGCUCGGAGAUCAGACGAGAUGCCGUUUUCGACCGUUGGGUCGUCUUCUCUCCGGCCAGGGCUCGCCGCCCCUCCGACUUCAAAUCCCAGGCCCCGGCUUCCAACCCUAACCCUAAGCCCAAUCCUAAUCCAACGCCUUCUUGCCCCUUCUGCAUCGGCCGCGAGAGCGAGUGCGCGCCCGAAAUCUUCCGCCUGCCUCCCGGCGGCGGUGCCGCGUGGAAGAUCCGGGUCAUCGAGAACCUCUACCCCGCCCUCCGCCGGGACGCGGAGCCCCCGGUCCCCGGCGAUACCGCCGACGCGGCCGGACCGGUGAGGCUCUCGCUGCCCGGGUUCGGGUUCCAUGACGUGGUGAUUGAGACCCCCUACCACUCCGUCCACCUUCCUGACCUCUCGCCGCAGGAGGUCGGCGAGGUCUUGCUCACCCACAAGGAGCGGAUUCUCCAGCUCAAGCGCCAUGGAUCCAUCAAGUACGUGCAGGUGUUUAAAAAUCACGGGGCAUCUGCUGGAGCAUCAAUGAGUCAUUCACACAGUCAAAUCAUGGGCCUGCCCUUGAUACCUCCAACAGUUGCUGCCCGGCUUAAUAGCACGAAGGAGUGGUUUGAGAGGACUGGGAAGUGUAGCCUCUGCGAGGUCUGGUCUGAGGAGAUUUUGAUCAAUGAAACGGUGCAUUUUUCUGCAAUUGUUCCAUUCGCAGCCUCAUAUCCCUUUGAAAUGUGGAUUGUACCUCGGGAUCACUCCUCUCAUUUUCAUGAUAUAGAUGGUGAGAAGGCUGCGGAUCUUGGCAGUUUGCUAAAACUAAUGCUUCGCAAGUUGUCCAAGCAGCUGAAUGACCCACCCUACAACUUCAUGAUUCACACUGCACCACUUGAGCUUCCACCAUCUUGCUCACCGUAUAUGCACUGGUUUCUUCAGAUCGUGCCUCAGUUGAAUAGGCUAGCUGGGUUUGAAAUGGCAAGUGGAUGUUUUAUCAAUCCUAUCUUCCCAGAGGAUGCCGCAAAGGUCCUGAAAGAAGUUGAUUGCUCAAUAUAGUUAACUGGUAGUGUCUUCUGUUACGGUAUGGCCCAUAUGAUGGGAGUUAGUAUAUGGCCCUUUGAGUAGAGAGGAAGGUUAUUCUAAUCUAAUUGUGAGAUAAAUGGAAUAGCACAGGAUGAGUGCCAGAUAUUGUGCUGGCAUCUUUAAAGUAUCAUGCGAUAGCGACAUCUCCCUUGACCAAUCUUCAGAGUCUGAGGAACUCCUAAGUUACAUAUUUCAUAUGUAUUAUUCUAUACAAGUAGCUUUCUAGGCUUGCUUGUGGACAUGCUUACUGAAUAAUCUUGCUUUUAGAUAUCAUGAAUAAAAUUGCUUCCUGCGUCUUCUUGGUUAUAAAA
Messenger RNA from Phoenix dactylifera (date palm), 1462 nucleotides. RefSeq names its product putative galactose-1-phosphate uridyltransferase. NCBI's taxonomy places the organism in Eukaryota, Viridiplantae, Streptophyta, Magnoliopsida, Arecales, Arecaceae. Gene Ontology annotation, biological process: galactose metabolic process. Gene Ontology annotation, molecular function: UDP-glucose:hexose-1-phosphate uridylyltransferase activity; zinc ion binding. The record is from RefSeq and is a predicted model, not a curated record.